Messenger RNA from Epinephelus moara (kelp grouper), 1937 nucleotides. It is a transcript of the gene ric3b, whose product is annotated as RIC3 acetylcholine receptor chaperone b. Lineage: Eukaryota; Metazoa; Chordata; Actinopteri; Perciformes; Serranidae. The record is from RefSeq and is a predicted model, not a curated record. Gene Ontology annotation, biological process: protein localization to cell surface; synaptic transmission, cholinergic. Gene Ontology annotation, cellular component: neuronal cell body; intracellular membrane-bounded organelle; neuron projection. The transcript is spliced from 6 exons. Bases 125 to 1252 code for a protein of 375 amino acids.
GUCCUCGGGUCAAUCAGGAAGUAAACGGCUGGAUGAGACUCACCGAGCCGCCGUCUGCUCCGUUAUCUCACCGUAAAGCGGUCACACAUCAUCAGCACGCUCACCUGGAGGCUCACCUGUCGGUAUGGCCAUGUCAACGUUUCAGAAGGUCACCCUCGCGACGUGUCUCGUGCUCUGCGUCGCGCUGCUGCUGCCCAAAAUGCUGCUGUCGCGAGGCAGGAAGGAUGCUGCGGAGCGGCCGGACGGCUCAGGUCACUUCCCUCCCAUGAUGCACCGUCAGAUGGCGCCGGAGGGUCGAGGUCAGCGGGCCGCCGGCUCCAGCUUCUCCAGAGCUCAUAACUCUGAGGCCAUAGCUAGAGCCAAGGGAGCAGGGACAGGAGCUGGGACGGGAGGGAAGUCCAACCUGGCGGGACAGAUCAUCCCUGUGUAUGGCUUCGGGAUCCUUCUCUACAUCCUCUACAUCCUGUUCAAGAUCACGUCGAAGGGGAACAACAAACCAUCAGAGAGCAGGUUUCCUUCAGUUCGCUCAGAGAACAUGAAGAGAAAGAUCACCGACUUUGAGUUGGCGCAGCUGCAGGACAAACUGAGGGAGACGGAGCUGGUGAUGGAGAACAUCGUUUCUAACGCCCACCACAGUCCUGACAGGGUGAAAGGGGUGACGGCGGAUCAGGAGGAGAGUCUCCUGCAGCAGCUGACUGAGAUCACUCGAGUGAUGCAGGAGGGCCAGCUGGUGGACAACAUAGCACCAGAGAAGAAGAGCCAGGAGGACUGGGAAGAUUAUGGCGAGGAGCGUCAGCAGCCGUGGGAACGCCCCCACUGCUGCUGUCAUCACGGUCAGCAGCACCGCCAUCUACAGACGGAGACAGAGACGGAGAGGACGCAGGCUGACGGAGACGACCUUCCUGAGGAUGUUACAGGUGGAGGACAGGCUGCUGACGGAGCGGAGGACCUGAACAGAGACAGAGAGUCUGAUCUGACAGCAGGAAGUGAAGAGGAUGUGACAUCAGAGGGAGAUCUAAAGGACAGGGUGAACGUGAAUGAACACACGGAGGGAGCACGUGACAUCGACCUGGGCGUCCCAGAGGAGGACCUGGCUGCUGUCCUGAAGGAGCUGGAGCUCACUCUGAAGAUGACGUCCAUGAUGGAGCAGGAGAAGAUGGAGGACCUCAGCAGAACCACGGAGACAGACACUUCCUGCGGCGCUGUGAGGCGGAGGAACAAGAGGAGGAGAGCGAAGAAAGCUUCACAUUGACUCCGACAGGACUGAACUCCAGCCGGCUGUCUGUGAGGACGGCUGCUGCGUCUUCUUUUAAAUCUGAACCUGAGUCUGAACCUGAGUCUGAACCUGAGUCUGAACGUGUCUCCAUCAGACGGGCAGGAGGAGCAUGAGAGGUGUGAGAACAGGACAGGACAGUUUUAUAUCAGCUUCACGUCAGCUUCACAUCAGCUUCAUAUCAGCUUCACGUCAGCUUCACGUCAGCUUCACAUCAGCUUCAUAUCAGCUUCACAUCAGCUUCAUCAGCUUCACAUCAGCUUCAUAUCAGCUUCACAUCAGCUUCACAUCAGCUUCACAUCAGCUUCAUAUCAGCUUCAUAUCAGCUUCACGUCAGCUUCACGUCAGCUUCACAUCAGCUUCAUAUCAGCUUCACAUCAGCUUCACGUCAGCUUCACAUCAGCUUCACGUCAGCUUCACAUCAGCUUCAUAUCAGCUUCACAUCAGCUUCACGUCAGCUUCAUAUCAGCUUCACGUCAGCUUCACAUCAGCUUUAUAUCAGAUUUAUAUCAGCUUCACGUCAGCUUCAUAUCAGCUUCACGUCAGCUUCAUAUCAGCUUCACGUCAGCUUCACGUCAGCUUCAUAUCAGCUUCAUAUCAGCUUCACGUCAGCUUCACAUCAGCUUCAUAUCAGCUUCACAUCAGCUUCACGUCAGCUUCAUAU